ACCCUCGUACUGGUAUACAGAGCUGCUUACCUUCCUUCCCCUCUCCCCAGAUCCCGCUGUCAGACCCUCGUACUGGUAUACAGAGCUGCAUGCCUUUCUUCCGCUCGGCGCCCAGCUGUGUCGGGAGCGAAGCCUUCACCGGGGCCACACCCCACCAUCACCGGGAGCAACUGAACGCCAUCACCUCAUUCGUGGACGCCAGUAUGGUGUACGGUAGCUCCUCCCCCAUGGCUGCGGCCCUGAGGAACCUCUCCUCUCCACUGGGUCUUCUGGCCCUCAAUGACCAGGCCUCAGACCAGGGUCUCGCCUACAUGCCCUACCUGCCUCGCCUACAGGGACGCCUGGAUCCCUGUGGGCCACGAAGCGGGUCUGGGGCCAACUUCACCGGAGCCACAAGUGCCUCUGACACAUCUGCUACUGCACCAACAGAACAGGAGAAUAUUACAUCCUGUUUCCAACUCUUCCUUCUUGUAACUGUAUGUCUCUGGGUCAAACUUCCUGUGUUCUGUUGUCUAGGUGACUCACGGGCCAAUGAGCACCUGGGGAUGAUAGCACUCCACACGUUGUUCCUGAGGGAACACCACAGAUUGGUCAGAGAGCUGCACCUCCUCAACCCUCAUUGGAGCCCAGACACCUUGUACCAGGAGGCCAGGAAGAUCAUGGGGGCUGUCCACCAGAUCCUGACCUGGGAGCACUAUUUGCCCAGGGUCCUGGGUGAGACCCCCACCUCCCUCCUGAUGCCUCCGUACAAGGGCUACGACCCUGAGAUUGACCCCAGCAUCGCUAACGUCUUCUCAGCCGCCGCCUUCCGCUUUGCCCACGUCACCGUGCAGCCGAUGGUGGCCCGCCUGGGCCCCGGGUACAGCCUCGCCCCACAGCACCCACCUCUGCCCCUGCACCACUCCCUCUUCGCAUCCUGGAGGGUCGUACAGGAGGGUUACAGCUCGUGGCGUGGGCUCUGUGGGCCUCUUGUUCCCAACACCACCUCUGACCUUGCAGGUAUUCUGGUAACUCUGGUCUGGCGAGAAGUUCCUGUUGUUGUACGGAACAUCCAGAACAUCGACGUAUGGGUGGGGGCCAUCUCAGAGCUCCCUCUACCUGGGGGCCGGGUGGGACCCCUCCUGGCCUGUCUGCUGGCCAAGCAGUUCAGAGCACUGAGAGACACGGAGACAGUUCAGAGCACUGGAGAGACGGAGGACAGGUGUAUAGACCCGUGCUGCGUGGCCUCCUCCUAUCCCAGCCAAGCUCCAGAUGCCAGGCAGAUGAUGUUCAGAGCACUGAGAGACGGAGACAGGUUCUGGUGGGAGAGAGAGGCUGUGUUCACCGGCACCCAGAGAGCUCAGCUUCACACCGUGUCCCUGUCCCGUAUCAUCUGUGACAACACGCACAUCACACGUGUUCCCUCCGACCCAUUCAGCCGUACGGUCAGCCCAGAAGACAUGCUGGCCUGCAGCCACCCCCUCAUCCCUCACCUUAACCUCUCUGCCUGGAAGGAGCCUGACACAGUUGUGGACCAAUCCCCAGGUUACAGUCGCUUCUCUCUGCUCUGUGACUCCGUCAUCUACUACCAGUGUGGUCCAGGCUAUCAGCUGAUUGUCCAUCCUCUGUGA
Molecule: messenger RNA, 1610 nt
Organism: Salvelinus sp. IW2-2015
Lineage: Eukaryota; Metazoa; Chordata; Actinopteri; Salmoniformes; Salmonidae
Source: RefSeq, a predicted model, not a curated record